AAGUAAACUUUAAAACCCUUUACCAUUUUCCAUCUUCAGCGAUUUCGAAAUCCGAAUCAAUGGCUUCUUCUCUCGUUCGAACGCUUCAAAGAGUUUGUACAUUGAAACGGAACCCGAGAGCGUUAACCGCACUCGCCGCCACCGCGCCUUGUGGAGCCAGAACCUACGGCGCAGAGCCAGAACCACUGACCAAAUCGCCCUUCGAUUCCAACAUCAUUCGAAUACUCCGAAACGAAAUCGAAUACCAACACGAAUACGCGCCACCACACCAGCCUGAUACUAAAUUCAAUUCGUUUACGGUUGAAGAUAGACGUAGCGAGCAAGUGGUUACGAUUAAAGGGAAGUUUGGGGAAUGUGAGGAUAUUAUAAUUGAGGCAACGAUGUUUGAUGGGUGUGAACAUGUUCCUGCGUAUGGGGAUGAUAGUUCUGGUGUGAAUGUGCGUCUUCACCUUAGUUUAAUUGUGGAUAUAUCGAAGGGGGAAGGUGAAAAUGACUUAGAAUUCGUGUGUUCAGCAUGGCCUGACUCUUUGAAUGUUGAGAAAGUUUUCGUGUUAAGGCGCGGUCGAAUGGCGGCUAGGCCUUACAUUGGACCUGAUUUCAGGGACCUGAGUGCUAAGGUUCAGGAGAAGUUUUACGAGUACUUGGACGAAAGGGGUGUGAAUGAUGAGCUUGCGGUUUUCUUGCAUGAAUACAUGAUGAACAAGGAUAGGAUUGAGCUUCUGCGGUGGAUGGAUAGUCUCAAAUCUUUUGUGGAAAGAUAGAUAGAUAUCACUUUAAAGAAUUUACACCCAAAAGAUCAUAGAAUCCACACGAACUCUUUAAUCAUCGCCAUUCAUUCUUGAGAAAUGUCAUUGAAAGGACAUUUGGUGUGUGGAAAAAAGAGAUUCCCUAUCAUUGCCAGUGGAAUUGAACUACAUUAUGGGUUGGAUACAAUGACACAUUAUAUUAGCUUGUUGUAGCCUACAAAACUUUCUUUGUGUCGUGGAUAACAAUGACUCAUUACUUGAUGAGGUUGAUAAUGAACUAAAUGAAAGGGAAGACCAAACAACAUCAGCUCAAGUUCGUGAAGAAGAUUAUAAGUUUGUUAGUAGUAUUAUGGAUUCCAUAACAGAUGAGAUAUGACGAGAUUAUCAAAACUUGUAGUUUUUGUAAUUUAUUGUGUUAUUUGACUAUGUUAUUUGUAAUAAUAAGAAAUUGGUUAUAUGAUUAUUUAAUCUUAAUUU
This is a messenger RNA of Vigna angularis (adzuki bean), 1223 nucleotides long. RefSeq lists its product as uncharacterized. NCBI's taxonomy places the organism in Eukaryota, Viridiplantae, Streptophyta, Magnoliopsida, Fabales, Fabaceae. The transcript has 4 exons. Bases 60 to 761 code for a protein of 233 amino acids. Gene Ontology annotation, cellular component: mitochondrial matrix. The record is from RefSeq and is a predicted model, not a curated record.